GCCCCUCGGUACUCCUAGACAACACGAUAUACGAGUGGUGUUCCAACAGAGAAACAUACCCCUGCAAUUAUAUUCAACAUGGCUAUCCUGAGACUCCACUUCCUCCUUACGGCAUCCCUAUGGCUUUGCAUAGGAGCCGUUGCGCAAAGCUGCACAUCCUACGGGGUCGACUACAGCAAUGGUGGCUCUUAUUACAUAGACUCAUCAUCAAAUGAAUACUUCAGCUUCGUCUCUCAGUUUCAAGGAUGUUCACGUGAAUCCAUAAGCCCCGUGCUGGUCGAUCCCGACAACAACCAGUAUGCAUGUUCUGCUAUCGAGAUUGGAAACUCAGGUGUCCAGGUCACUUCUCUAUGCUACAUCCCGUUCUCAGCCAUGAGGACAGGGCAAUGGAAGCUUGUUUUGACUGGAAGCCAGAUCUCCACGCAGCGUACCAUCAAUCUCAAAGUUGGGCCUCUCGCAACUACAACCGUCACUGCUACCCCAACCGUUAUUGUUGGCAUCACUAGUACUCCUCGGGCAAUCACCGUCGUGAGCACAAUCAUCCAGACCCAAACGCUGGUCCUGCCGCCUAAAACCACCACACGCGAUUGCAACAUUGGCCAAACUCAGACAGUGACUAUCUACCCUCCGACACGAACAGUGACGACACAGUCGAUCAUUGUCAGGACGUCGACAGCCGGCCCAGUGACAAAGGCACUUACCACGACGCUUGUCACAACUGCAAAGUGCCACUGGCCAACUAAAAAACCAGGUCUCCAAGCAAUGGCUGCGAUUGCCGCUACCACGGUCACUGUCACUCAGACAACAUCCACGGUCACUUACACUAGUAUCACAACUCUGCCAACACCGACAACCACCGAGAUCGCCUUAAAGAUAUCCACUCAAACAAUCACGCCUCCUCCGUUGACCGCUUGUAACAGCAACAAGCCCGGGGCUACAGUAACAAUCACCCGGGGAACCCCGUCAGUCAUCACAGAGACGAAAAUCGCAUAUGUUACUACGACGGUGACAGGAACAGUCUAUGUGGGCUCAACUGUAUAUUCCACAGCUACCAACCCAGUCAGUGCAACUGCCUGCUGGCGUGCUGGCGGAUGGUAUGGCCGCUAGCUUAUAUAAUUGGAUAGUCCGGCAUUGGUUGGCCAUGAGAGAAGAAUGGCCCUGGUCUGAUAUCAAGGUUUAGACCAGUUUGAGCCAUCCCGUCUAUCUGUACAGGGAAUGAUGUCAAUGGCAAACAAACUUUUUGCUCCAUGUCUUUUUCUAGCUGCCAUAAUUUUAUGAUCGUGCUGCGUUGUUGGUCAAAACCAACGAUUGAACGAUACUGAUAAUCGCGUG
Molecule: messenger RNA, 1332 nt
Organism: Pyricularia grisea
Lineage: Eukaryota; Fungi; Ascomycota; Sordariomycetes; Magnaporthales; Pyriculariaceae
Exons: 7
Coding region: 79-1107 (342 amino acids)
Source: RefSeq, a predicted model, not a curated record